Molecule: messenger RNA, 1827 nt
Organism: Rotaria sordida
Lineage: Eukaryota; Metazoa; Rotifera; Eurotatoria; Philodinida; Philodinidae
Source: the annotation of a GenBank genome assembly
AUGUCAUUGUUUGUAGUUCUAUUAUUGAUAGGAAUAGUUAAUCAAUAUUCAAAUGGAUAUUCAAAUAAUUCGAAAUUUCCAUUAUAUUCUUUUCAAGUUCGAAUAAAAUCUGUUCUAUGUCCAGAUGGAGAAAGUUAUUGUCCUGAUAAUGAAACAUGUUGUAAAUUGUCAUCGGGUCAAUAUGGUUGUUGUCCUCUUCCUAAUGCUGUUUGUUGCAAUGAUAAUCUUCAUUGUUGUCCAACUGGUUAUAGAUGUGAUGUUGAACACUCAAGAUGUGAAAAAGGAUUUAGAAAAUCUUAUUAUAUUUUAUGUCCUGAUGGUGAAAUGUUAUGUUCUCAUGAUGAAACAUGUUGUCAAUUACAGUCGGGAAAGUAUGCUUGUUGUCCAUUACGUGAUGCUGUUUGUUGUAGUGAUUAUGUUCAUUGUUGUCCAUAUGGAUAUAGAUGUCAGAUUGAUUUAAAUAAGUGUCAAAAAAAUAUUUCUAUUCGAUGGUUUAGAAAAAACUUGGCAUUUCCUAUAAAAAAUAUCUUAUCAUCAAAAUUAAUAUAUUAUUCAUUAUCAAAUAUUUCAAGAAUUCAAUCUUCUGAUGAAAUAUCAAAUUGUUCUCAAUUAAAUAAUAAAUCAUAUGUAUGUUGUCUAUAUCGUCAAGGAUCUUCUUCUUAUGAUAAAAUACAUUAUUGUCAAAAAAGUUCUUUAUGUCAUCAUUCAUGCUCAAGAUCUAUUCAAAAUUUUAAUUUAAUUGAUAAAAUAAAAAUAAAAAGUGAAAGAUUAAUUCGAUUAUCUAUUAUUGAAAAUAAAAUAUCUCCUUAUGGGAAAAGAAAAUAUUCAUUUUAUUCAAUAUGUUGUCGAAAUAAAGAUAAAAAAUGUCGAAGUUAUUCAUCUUGUUCUUAUUCAGAAGAUAUAUAUUAUUCUUGGAAUUAUUCAUAUUUUCCUCAAUAUAAAUAUAUUUGUGAUGAAAAAGAAUUAUCUUCUCAAUUAAAUAAAAGAAUUUUAAUAGAAAAUCAAAGUUUAAAUAAAUGUGGAUCAACAAAUGUAGUUUGUCCAUAUAAUAAAACUUGUUGUAAAACUUCUCAAUCAAAUUCUGAUCAAUAUGCUUGUUGUCAUUAUUCUAAUGGUGUAUGUUGUAAUGAUGGUCGACAUUGUUGUCCAAAAGGCACAAUAUGUCAUUAUAAGUCUGGUGCGUGUAUUAUACCUUAUAAAUGUUGGAUAGUUGUUUGUAUAAGUGAUACACAUCAAAAACAUCGUCAAUUAACAGAUCGAUUAAAAUCAAGUCAUAGUGGUGAUAUUCUUAUACAUGCUGGAGAUAUAACGAAUUUUGCUCGUGGUUCAAAACCAUUUUAUGAUUUUGAUCAAUGGUUAAGUGAACUUCCAUUUCGACAUAAAUUAAUUAUUGCUGGAAAUCACGAUUCAAUUUUAAGUCCAUCUAUUAAUCAUGGACGAUUUUUAGAAGAUGAACAGGUUAUUAUUGAUGAUUAUCUUCGUAUAUAUGGUUCAUCAUGGCGUCCUACAGGUCAAUCUACAUGGUCGGAUAUUCCUUCAAAUCCACAUAUUGUAAUAACACAUAAUCCACCUUGUUCACCAAAUGGAUCACAUGUCGAUUUAGAACCUAAAUUAGAAUUAAGAUUACAUGAAAUAAGACCUUUACUUUCAAUAUUUGGUCAUAUUCAUUCAGAUUAUGGAGUUUGGAAACAAUCAAAUGGAGUUCUAUUUGCUAAUGCAGCAUCUCUUCCUUCUUCUCGAUCUCAAAUAUUAAAUGAUCCUUUAAGGUUCAAAAUUUCAAUCGAUGAAAAUUCAAUGACUUCUAUUGAACAUCUCAUAUCUAAAUAA